Molecule: messenger RNA, 891 nt
Organism: Chara braunii
Lineage: Eukaryota; Viridiplantae; Streptophyta; Charophyceae; Charales; Characeae
Source: the annotation of a GenBank genome assembly
AUGGACAUCGGAGAUGGAAAUCUGACUCCACAGGAGCGAGGGCGUGUGAUAGAAAUUCUGAAGACGUGUGAUAAGGCAAUAGCUUUCAGCGACGCGGAACGCGGUAGGAUUGACCCUAGAUACGCUAAGCCAGCAAGGAUUUACACGAUACCACAUGUUCCCUGGAACGACGCAGGAUGGAAGUACGCCCAGAAGGAGAAGGAAGAAGUUAUCGCUUUUCUGAAAGAAAAGAUGGUUUCCCACGUUGCGGAGCCGUCUGAUAGUGCUUAUGCAAAUCGAUGGUUCUUCCUGCGUAAGCCGAAUGGCAAGAUCCGAUGGAUCCAGGACCUUCAUAAGGUCAAGGCGGUGACGAUACGAGACGUGGGCUUUGUGCCACACGUCGAUUUACUGGCAGAAGGCGCAGCAGGUAGGUCGAUCUAUUCGGUCUGUGAUCUGUUCUCAGGCUAUGAUGAGGUACCGCUUGAACCUAGGGACAGGCACCUCACGGCUAUGCAUACGCCAUUGGGACUAAUUCAGAUGAUGGUCGUCCCUAUGGGUUGGACUAAUGGGGUAGCCGGUUUUCAGAGAGCCAUGGUAGCCGUCCUCAAGAACUUCAUCCCUGAUAAGGUUGAAGUUUUUCUGGAUGACUUUCCUAUAAAAGGGUCAGUAGACAGGGAUGAAACAGAGGUUGUACCUGGGGUUAGAAGAUUCGUCGAGCAGCACCUAAUAGAUAUUUGCGCCGUACUCGAGCAGCUGGACGAUGCGAAUUUAACAGUCAGCGGAACAAAGAGCCGAUGGGCCGUCUCGACUAUUAAGAUCUUGGGCUUCAUCUGUGACUCGAGAGGACGCCGAGCAGAUCUGGCAAAGUUAGAAAACUCCUAAACUGGCCGUCACCGUUACGUAGCCUGACCG